GCAGUGAGCAGUGUGGACACAAGCGACGUAAAUUAAGUGGCUGUCGACAAUACGGACUAGUGGACGACUAACUACGUGGUCGUGUCAGUGUGUCAGUGUGAGUGUGUGUGCGUGCAGUGGCAAUGUGCAAAAAUAAAAAUCUAUAGGUGUUGUAUAUUUAAAUUGAAUAUAUAUAAAUACAAAAGCAUCCAUAUCGCACACACAAACGCAACCCGAAAGCGAGAGAGUGAGAGAGGCCGCUUUAAAAACGGCCAACGGAAAUACGAAAUAGCCAGUUGUUGUUGUUAUUAUUAUUGUGGAGAGUGAGCAGCUGCUUGCCGUCGUCGUAGCUGCCGUAGAAAGUGUAACCAAAGAGUGACAUCACGCCAGCAGUGGAAGACGAAGACGAAUCGCAGCAAUUAGCAGAGAUUGUUUGGUGUUGUUGUUGUUGUUGUGUGGAAAAGUCAGUGAGGCGAAUGCCAGUUGAAAGCUAAAAAGCAACAAAAAAUAGCUAACCGCAGUUAGCUUGAAACAAAAGCGUGACACAAACGCGAUAAAUAUCGCACAUACGCAACACAAAAGAAAAUCGAAACGUAUCGUAAUCGGAUCGACAACAGCCGGCUGUGCCUGUGUGCGUGCGUGUACGUGUAGUUGUGUGUGUGUGUGGAACAUACGAGAAUCAACGGACAAAACCGCCGCCGUUGUCGCUCUCAAGGUGAACCUGCCUUUGCCUCUGGCCGACAAAAACAUAGACAGCGCCAGCCACAAAACUCAAAGCAUAUUAUUUCGAAAUUAGUCGCAGCGUUUCGAGACGCAACGAGGGCAACGUAGACGAACGGUUUGAAUAGACAGGACUCGCUUCGCUUCGCUUCUGGCAGCCAACAAUAUGAAGCCAACUGUGAUAACAGCAAAUCAGGCCAGUGGCGGCGGCAACCCUGGCAACGGCAACGGCUCGCCCGCUGGAGCCGGCAUUAGCAUACCCAUCAAUCGUGACUAUGGCGGCAAUAUGCACAGCUCUUCGCCGCAGCAGCAGCAGAAUUACCAGCAUCCCCAGUACUACAACAACCAGCAACAGCAGCCGGCAACAUAUGGAUCACCACGCCAGCAUCCGCAGCAGCAGCAGCAACAGCAGCCACUGCAUCAUCACCAGGUUCCCACAAAUCAGCAGCAACAUUUUCAGCCGACCUUUGGAUUCGAACCCGAUAUGGACAUGGAUAUGGAUAAUAUGUUUCCACGCUCGCGACUGGGGCGAAUGCAUCACGAUCCCUUCGCUGGCUUUGGCGGCACACGUAAGCGGAAUAGUUUCCACGAUCCCCCCCAUAUCCCUCUAAACAAUCCCCAGCCGCACUUAAUGCAUGCCGAUGCUGAUGAUGAUUUUUCUCAUUAUUUCGACGAUGCCGCAGACUUUGGAUUCCCACAGAUGUCGACAAUGGGUCGCCGUGGUCGUAUUCCCGGCGGUGGUGGCAACACUCACAUGGACAACGAUGAUGAUUUCUUCAAUAGACUGCCAUCGGAGUUCCGUCAGUAUAUACCAGCGGGCUUUGGUGCACGCCACCAGCCGCAGCAGCAGGUGCAUCCACAACAACAACAACAUCCACAGCAGCAGCAUCAGCCGCCGCAGCAGCAACAACAUCAUCCACAGCAGCAGUACUAUCAGCAAGAUUAUCAGCAGCCCCAACAGCAACAGCAGCCGCAGCCUCAGCAACAUCCAGUUGUGCAGUCGCCUUCGAAGCGUCUGUGCGAUGCGGCCAUCCAAACGGAAGACCCAGCAGCCGGUCGCUCUGAGGUCGAUUGUGCGCCAACUGUGAAUCUAAACCAGCACGGACUGCGUAACACCAUGGACAUGGGUGUUAAGUCUGCCGCGGAGCAGGAUCCAGCAUUACGCUCGCACUCUGCUCCGCCACCAGAGCAGCAGCAACUGAAUCAACAGUACCAACAACAGCAGCAUCCACAUCCAAAUCAACAACAGCAAUUUGGCACUCAGACAACACCACCAGUGCAGCAGACAAACUAUGGUGCAGGGCAGCAGCAGCAGCCGCCACAAUUUCAGAGAUCUUUCUAUCCGCCACAGCAGCAGGCGCAUCCCCAACAAAAGCAACAAACUCCGCCGCCACCACAGACGCCCGGCGGCAGCUAUGUGCGCACCAUACCCAUCUUUGUCGAGGGUCGCACGGAGCCCAUCAUCAAUGCCCACAAGGAGAUACCAAAUCAGAACGCAGGCAAUGCGCAGCCACAAGCACAGGCUUAUGCCUCGGCUUCAGCUCAGGCGCAGUCGCAGCCACAGGCAGCCUACAAUGCGCCCACUCAAGCGCAGCGUCCUGGUCCACUUAAUACUCAGGCACAGCCAGAACAACAGCAGCAGCAACAACUGGGUGCAGAGGCCAAUGCUGGUGUGCCGCCACAGACGCCACACACACAGGACUCGAUCAAAAAGAUACAGGACAUACAACGCGAUGUGCUGGAGCUGAUGGCCAAGGUGGAGCAAUUCAAGGGCACACGCCAGGACAAGGAGUAUGUGUAUUUGGAUGAGAUGCUAACGCGUAAUCUGCUUAAGUUGGACACCAUCGAUACCAAUGGCAAGGACAGCAUUCGGCUAGCCCGCAAAGAAGCCAUCAAAUGCAUUCAGGCAUCCGUCAAUGUGCUGGACGCCAAGGCCGAGGAGAAUGGCAGAGUUGCUUCUGGCACUCAGUCUUCCGACACAGUUGCUGUGGCCGCUGCUGAAACAGCUAGUCCAGAGGAAGCUGCAGAGACAGGAGCAGCUGUCGCAGAGCCAGCAACGCCACAACCGCUAGAUGCUACCAAGAUUCAAGAGCCCAUCCCCCUGCCACCGCCGCCCAGCGUUGUGACAGACGCGACACCCAAUGCCGAGCAGCAACCGUCCACAGUUGAGGUCGAUGGCGCCGCUAAGGUCGAGAGUGAGACCACAACGCUGACCGAGAAGUCCGAAUGAUGAACACAACAGCGCCUUUACAAGGCGACCGUUUCGAGGCAGCUACGCAACUCAACCAAAUUCAAAUAUUAACGAGAAAAUGGGAGCUACAAAGAAUGUUGAAUUUACUUAUAAAAUACUUAUACGGACAGCGAUGACAAAUUUUCGAUUGAAGAAAUGUGCGGCAAAGGGAUAGAAGGAAGCAUCAUCAGAGAUUGGAUGUUGGUGAAGUGGAGGGAGGACUCUUUGCUAGUAUUUGAUUAGAUACAUAAUAAACAAUAAGUACAGUGUUAAAAUCUCAUGUGACAUAACAAAACAACACAUUUUACAUACAACACACACUCACACGCAUAAAUAGAAACUCGCGAUGCAUAUGUAUGUACAUUAGGCAAUAAGUAAUGAUGUUAAACAAAAAAGAA
Molecule: messenger RNA, 3327 nt
Organism: Drosophila nasuta
Lineage: Eukaryota; Metazoa; Arthropoda; Insecta; Diptera; Drosophilidae
Gene: stv
Product: BAG domain-containing protein starvin
Exons: 3
Coding region: 866-2929 (687 amino acids)
Molecular function (GO): protein-folding chaperone binding
Source: RefSeq, a predicted model, not a curated record